Molecule: messenger RNA, 1135 nt
Organism: Eublepharis macularius
Lineage: Eukaryota; Metazoa; Chordata; Lepidosauria; Squamata; Eublepharidae
Gene: CHRAC1
Product: chromatin accessibility complex subunit 1
Exons: 3
Coding region: 11-406 (131 amino acids)
Cellular component (GO): nucleus; CHRAC
Molecular function (GO): protein heterodimerization activity
Source: RefSeq, a predicted model, not a curated record
CGUUGGGAAGAUGGCGUCGGGGCUGAGUGGAAGCGGCGGCGGGGAGAACCGGCUGGUGUCGCUGCCCUUGUCCCGGAUCCGAGUGAUCAUGAAGAGCUCGCCGGAGGUGUCCAGCAUCAACCCGGACGCCAUUUUCCUCAUCGCCAAAGCCACGGAGUUGUUUGUCCAGUAUUUAGCAACACAUUCCUACAAACAUGGCCAAGGCAAGGAGAACAAAGCCUUAACCUACAGUGAUCUAUCUCGCACAGCAGAGAAGUCGGAGACGUUUCAGUUCCUUGCAGAUAUCUUGCCAAAGAAAAUCUUAGCUAGCAAGUAUCUGAAGAUGCUUGAGAGAGAGAAGGAGGGAGAGCAGGAGGAAGAGGAAGAGGAAGAGGAAGAAAGUAGUGAAAAUGAAGAAGCAUCUUGAGUGUGACAAGACUGAUUCUACUGCGCAUUAACUUUAGAAACUCGUGCUGUCUCUAGCAAGCAGAUAUCUAAGCUAGUGGAUUCUCAGCACAUGAGGACUGACAAGUUUGCACAAGCAAAUACUAUAGUAUAUGCCAGAAAUUAAGAUGGGACUGACUGACCUAGACCUCACAUCUUGCUGUGUGGGAAGGAGGUUGUCUUAAGCUAUAGCUUUUUGCUGUAUCUGCUAGACAAAUGUAGAUUCACUAUCCAGUGGAUACUCUCCUUUCAAUAUAGAAGUUAAUCUCUGUUCACAUUGGGUGACUCUAUAGUCAAAUAUGCAGAGUAAUUUUUGUUUAUUUAUUCAACAUGCCAGAAUUAUGGCUAUCCUUUCCUAUUAGCUGGGGAAGGGAACCCUCCUCUGUAGCUGCUGCACAGACUAACCUGGGUUCUGUCACAAUGCAGUUUGUGCAACCUCGUUGGGAAUUAAAACAGGAAGCUGGUUUUCCAUUGCCAAUUUCUGAUUGUAAAAAUGAGUGUGGUGUUCAGGGUGGGGGCAGCAGCGUCCCACUGCCUCAUGUAAAUAUGUAUAUUUUCAAGGUCGUUAACUAUAUAGGUUUAAAUAUAUACAAGUUAGAACAGCCUUGUUUUGAAAGAUGACAUUUGGCCAGCGAGAUUCAUUACUGUUUGAAACAGCUGUAUAUUUUUUUAGUGGAAACAUUUGAAUGCUUACUUUAUAUAAGAUCUUUUA